UCAGCGCGGCCAGCUGAAAGAAAGGGGGUUUGACUUGCAUAUGUGUCAUUACACACGCGUGUGCGCGACUUUGCCUUGUCAGCUACAACUAGUCCUGUCAAAACUCCCAAGGGUCAAAGGCUCGCAAUUUAUUCUUACCUGCUUAUAUUAUUAUUGAACACCGCAAUAAAAGGGAAACGCGGACCUAUAGAGAAGAAGAAAAAAAAAGCAAGGCAAUAAAAGCAGCUACAACUUUUGUGAAAGCCGUUAGCGCCUAUUCCGAGCAUAAUUUCAAACUCGGGUCUCUUGGAUUUUAGAAGAAAAGACGUUGGAGAUUUUUUUUUUUAUAUCAAGAUUUCAAUGUGUUGGUGAUGAAGUGAGAUAGUAUUUGAGAAUUGUGUUGACUCUAUGAUGCUGCUGACAAAGAUCGUAUUGUUAGGCGAGGAGGAAACGCAUAAAAGCGUGACUCCUGUCAUCUGUGUGACACGAUCAAGUUAUUUUAUCAUUAGUGACUCGCUUGUUUUAAGAUUUUGUGUACCUUCUCUUCUUUAAACGACUUUGUUAGAAAGUUUUAAAAAUUGCCAAUUGUUUUCUGUCAUAAGUUGUAACUAUUUUAAAGUUUAAUAUAAUUCACCUGAGAAUUUAAAUCAACUUUAUAUGCUAAAGUGUGUUGUGUUUUUUGUUUUGUUUCAUCUCUGCUGUCAACUGGAUUUACGGACUGCUUCAUCGGAUAUCGUCUUGUGAAAUUAUUUAAAAUAACUGUUGUUAAAAAAAAAAAAAUCAAAACAAUCUUACACGUGGAUUUCGUGUUAUAAAAAAAUAAAUAUAUAUUUUUUUGUUUCUUGGCGGGAUUAUCCACGCGUCGGUGUAUCUCAAUUUAACACCCUCUCCUUCCAACUUUAAUCUUUUCGUCCUCCCCCUUCCAACGAUCCCCCGCCCCACCAAACAAUUGCUACCCUUCCACCUGUCCACCGGGAUUCUACUCGCGGGGGCGCUUAAACGCACACGUGCUGCUGCGCACACCAACACACGCAUACGUACGCGUUUGUUCACGGACAUUCGGGUGGUAUCCCUACCUUCUGACAUUCAUUUCCCAUCUUCAUUCUUCUCUCUUUCUCCCCCUGUGACGAUCUAUUGUGGUUCUGAUCCCUCUUUGUCUUCAUCCCCUCACGCUUUAUCCCUUUCUUUACCUAUCACGCGGAUUUUUUUCGUACUCGUAAACUUAUGAAUUUCUGUGCAAUUAUAAUGCAACCUGUAAUUUUGUGUAAUUGAACAUUGCAAUCGCGUGCAUAAUUUGAAAUACUGUAAUUAUUGAAAUUUAACUGUUAAAACAAAAAAUUUAAAAUCGCGAUAUUGUAACUGUCUUAAUAAUUGUGUUCCUGCAUUACCGCCACGAUCUGCACCAUCGCCGAACACGUGACUUGCUCAACGGCGACGCUGUACGACAAUGUGCACGCCGCGCCGCUAUGCGGCUCUGGCGUGGGCCACCCUGGCUCAAUCUCAUCGAUGGGUCCAGGCACCGGAGCGGGAAAUACCACCGGGGUGACCUGGUGGUCCAUGAUGAACGGUGGCCCUUACGAAGAAAGUCCGCCACCGAUACCGCCACUAGCUUCAUCUCUACUCUCUAUUCAACAUCAACAAACAUCAACACCAGGAUCUCACCAACAAGCAACCACACCAAGUUCUCCAGGUGCUCCAAGUUCUGUAACUGCCGCAGCACCAGCACCAACAGCCAGUGCCAGUUCCACAUCUCCAAGUGCUUCGUCAGUGGCGAGUAAUAGCGCAGCUGGACCGUUACAUAUUCCAGCUAAGAGGCUUACCGCUACUCCAGUAGGCGGAACAACUUAUAGCGAGGUAAAUUGCGUCGACACAGCUGGUGCUCCAGGAUCCACAGCAGGAGUUAUCAGACACUCACAUUCAUCCUCAGCGGGUUCUCAAAGCGGCUGGAGUUACAGUCCUCAUAAUCCUCAAGAAGCUUAUCACUCCACAGCCGCCACGGCAGACUCCCUGAAUCAUCACCAAACGUACGGGGGAACUAAUCCCCCUACAUACUACAACCUGGCGGACUCUGGAAUUGGAUCGUCGAGGGAUAGCCGUAGCAAAAGUGGCUUCUGGUCACCUGCAACGGCGAGCUCUGGACCAACCACGACUAGUGGGACACCUACAGAGUAUAAAUACAAUCCAGCAAGUGCUGGAGGUCCAGCAACUUCAUCAGCAAGUUCUGCAUCUGGACCUACUGGUGCUCUAGACCCAGCAGUAUCAACAUGCCAUCAGAGUUUCUCUCAAAGCUGGUGCAAUUACUCUCCAUACACCAGCACGAGGCAUCACCAUGCAGUAGAAACGGCUCAUCAUCAUGCACAUUCUCAAGCUGGUGUACCUUACCUCGCUUCCUCAGCGCCUGAUGAUCGAGGGCGUGUAGCAGCGAUGGUUGCAGCUGAAAGUGCAUUUCCUCAUGAUAGUUAUGGCAGUUUGAGAAAUUAUGGCGGACCCGAACCCGUUACGUCCAGUCCUUAUCCAACACCAGUGAUGUGGGGUUCCUCCCCAUCUUCCUUGUUUCCAACAGGUUCCUUGGCGGGGGUUGGCAUGGGAGUUGGAGUACCAGGAAUGGGCGUUAGCUGUACGUCAAAUCCAUUAGAGUGGACGGGUCAAGUGACAGUGCGAAAGAAACGUAAACCGUACUCCAAGUACCAGACUCUCGAAUUAGAGAAAGAGUUCCUGUUCAAUGCCUAUGUGUCUAAACAAAAGCGUUGGGAAUUAGCGCGGAACCUCAAUCUUACUGAACGACAAGUAAAAAUAUGGUUUCAAAAUCGACGGAUGAAAAACAAAAAAAAUAAUCAACGUCAAUCACAGCAGAAUAAUAAUAACAAUAACAAUAGCAGUGCAAACAAUGCAAAUCAUCAUGGUACUACGACUGCUAAUCAUCACCAUCCUGGCAGUGCUCACGGGCCAUCGAGUCAUCAUGUCCAAGUUGGUCAGACGCAUCAUGCAAAUGGCUCAUCUAAACAUCAUCAGUGACCCGUAGCCUUCUCUGGGGUCGUCUUUGGCCACCAACCGCAUCACGCAUCCACCUCUAUACACAGUGGUGCUAAUACUCAUGGUCUCGUAGCAGCUGCAGCCAGCCACAGUCUUCAUGCAGCCCAGUCACAGCUGACGACACCUUUGCCACAUACCACUUUAGCUUCUAACGUUCCAGCUGUUCACUCACAUCAUCCUCAUCACUCCUCCCAUCAACUGGCUCACAUGGCGACACACCACCAACACUCUAUGUUGCUCCAUCAAACUAGCCAUGGUCUUGCUGCUUGAGUAAUUGGCAAGAAACAAUUGCUCGAUGAGCAGUUAUCAUCACAUCCAUUAAGGUAAUGAAGAAAACCUGUGAAUUAUAUCACAGAAUGCAAUGCAGGGCUUAUGGACCCCCAGAGAUUUAUGUAUCAAGUACUCAUCUAUAUUAACAGGUAUCCAAGGAUAUGUAUAUUACGUCAUUAUAGUCUUGAGUCGAACUCUGCACGUGCACUCAUUAUUCCUUUUUUUCUGAUGUGGAGCAAGAGACUGUCGAGUGGUAUUAUGUUGAUGAUUUUGACUGCUAUAUGUUGAAAAGAGUAGAUGUUAUAGUAUGAAAGAUUAGACGAUGAGAGAAUGAACAAAACUGUGUACUUAUAUUAUAAGAGGAUGAAAGACAAAAUUAUUUCAUAUUUAAUAUAUUUUAUUAUUUUUUGUUAAGUAAUAUUUUUAUUUAGUUUAUUAAUUCAGCAUAACUAUUAAAUUGAAUCCUUUAAUUUUUUUAUUAAAUUUUGAAAUUUUAUAUGAAAUAUUUGGAAUAAACCAUUCUAACUAAAAUAUCAAUCAAAAUAAUUCUUGAAGAUUCCACUAUUGAAUAGAAACCUCAAAAAAAAAUUUCAAUUAAAGGAAAUGUAAUAAAAUGACUAGUAUUAUGUUGAAAAUACUUUUCUACGAAUUUAUUAAUAUAAAAAAAUAUGGGAAGAAGCUACAUAUUAUUCAGAUAAGAUUUUGUCUUUCGCCUUGAUUCGUGUGUAAACAAGAAGAGUUGCAAUGACGUCAGAUGGACUUCAUUAUUAUGAAAAGAAAAACAAGAUUCAUCUGAACAAUCUGUCCAAUUCGUAACGCGAUAGUAUUUCUCCACAAAUGCGUAAUACAUGGAGUAGAGUAACAAAAAAAAACUAGUAGGAAAUUAGUCUUGUCUAAUCGAUUCCCCUAAAUACCUUACUAGUGGAUUAAUUUUCUAUUAAGUAUAAAAUAAUAAAAUAUUCCAUAAAAUACUGUGUACUUAAAUAAUGACUGGAUAAAGAAAAUCGUAGAAUAAGGGGAAAGUCGAUUCAGGACUUGGAUUUAAUUAAUAAUCAAUUAUCUCGUUGAAUUUAAUCAUAUUGAAUUGGAAUUGUUUUUGAAACAAAAGAAAAAACGAAAUUUUGUGCUUCGCUCAUCCAGCCGCCCAUAUUUGCCGAUAGUUAUUAUUAUUAUAGUAAUGUAGAUGGAUUUAAAUAACUGAAUUAGACAUAAAUAACUAAACUGUGUAGUAAAUUAAGAGUAUUGACCCGAAGGGAGCUAGAGAGGUGUACAGUCGUACAUGAAAUUCGAUAAUUAGUUCAUUCAAUAAUCAUUGUACUUAUCUUCUAUUGAUAAAAAUUUUCCAGAAAGAAUUUUCAAAUCGUGACGGGUCGUUGGAUUAAAUAUUGUACUUAUCUGUAUUGCGAUUUGUACUCUUUAUUUCAAGCUCUUUUCGCGAGUUCAACCCAUUAAGAAUGACUGAUGUAUGCUUAAACAAAAAAAAUAUGGAUGUAUAAUUUGUUGGAUUUCUCAUUGAUCUCCUAAUAAGUAAAUUCCCUGUUUUCGUUUACAUUCUUUUAUUUGAUUUUUUGAUAUUUUAUUAAUGUGAGUUGAAAUUAAAAAUCUCGUUUCGAAUUUAUUGAAUUGAAAUAUUUGCUACGUUUUCCUCAAUUAAUCAAAAUUGUUAAAAGUAUUGUAUAAAUCUGAAUAUAAAAUCCCUCUAAACUUCAUUUUGAUGAGGAAAAUCUUUUUUAUAAAGUUUAAAUGAUGCUCUUGGACUAAUGAAAAAAAUUCUAAAGAAUAAAAAACGAUGAAUUCGAAACGUGAAUCAGCCAGAGUCAAAUAAAUAACUGACUGUGGGAAUAGUGAGCUAUGCGUUACGUUUUAUUUUAUGUUUGUGUUUGUAUGUGGAUAUUAUGCACUUGUGGCAGGUGUACUGUGGAUGAAAGUUGUGUGUAUACUUCAAUAUUUGAAGCCGCAACAUUUUUAAAAAUUCACUAAACCGAAUUACAAUGAGUGUAUAGUUUUUAUUCCUAUAAAAAAAAGUGAAGAAAGGGAAGAAAAAUUAUAAAAAAAAAAGUCGGUGCUGUCAUUUGCUUGUAAAGACUUAAUAAAAACAGUUUAGACGAAUAUAGUCGUCGCGAUACUUUUAAAAAUAUUUAAAUGAAAUAAUUAAAAAAAGUACUACCACUGUAAUUAGUGAUAACACUUAUUAUGUUAAUGAAAAUGUUUUAACAAGAUUUAGCAGUUAUUAAGAUUAUAAUUAUUACGUUUAUUAUUAUUAAUGAUUAAUAAUAUUAUAAUUAUUAAAACUAUUAUUAUUGAUUAUUAUUAUUAUUGUGAGCGUCACGUUAAUAUUAUGUUAUUGUUUUUAUUGUGUGUUGUUUUAUAUGUACCUAUCAGCCUAAAUCAUUAUGAUCGACAUUAUUGAUAGUAAUAAUGCAAAUGGAAUACGAUAAAAUUAUUUACAUACUUAUAAAGGAGACUAAAGAGUCGUGUUAUUAAAUGUGUAUACUGUCUUGACUCGCUGAUAGCUGUCCUAAUGUAGUAUGAACUUUCUAUUUGAAAAUUUUCACUAUUUUCCAACCCUCUUAUUCCUCUCCUUCAACUUAAUUGAGUCAUUUUUUAUGAAUUUUUUAAAUUAAUUAUCGAACUAAUAAUAAAGAAAUAUUUUUUCUGUAUAAAAGUCCUCUCAGUACGAAUUUACCAGAGCAUGAUGUAGAGUAUUUAAUGGAGAUGUUAUAUUUCCAUAUUAUUAAAACUUUUGAAAACUUGACGUUUUAAGUACAGUAUGAUUAAAUAGAUUAAUAA
Molecule: messenger RNA, 6072 nt
Organism: Chelonus insularis
Lineage: Eukaryota; Metazoa; Arthropoda; Insecta; Hymenoptera; Braconidae
Gene: Abd-B
Product: Abdominal B
Exons: 2
Coding region: 1486-2994 (502 amino acids)
Biological process (GO): regulation of transcription by RNA polymerase II
Cellular component (GO): nucleus
Molecular function (GO): DNA-binding transcription factor activity, RNA polymerase II-specific; RNA polymerase II cis-regulatory region sequence-specific DNA binding
Source: RefSeq, a predicted model, not a curated record